Messenger RNA from Cyprinus carpio (common carp), 1522 nucleotides. RefSeq names its product CD9 molecule related (gene cd9r). Gene Ontology annotation, cellular component: membrane. The record is from RefSeq and is a predicted model, not a curated record. NCBI's taxonomy places the organism in Eukaryota, Metazoa, Chordata, Actinopteri, Cypriniformes, Cyprinidae.
UGGCUCAUACUUUUCAGAAGCAAGGGUCAGUAAUGGUUUCGUUUCUGCAGCACAGAAACUCUUGGGCUCCGCCCCGCAGCAAUGAGCGCUCGCGCGCAGCGCAGCAGAAACAUCAGACCGCGGACAGCGAUCACAGCUCAGCUCAGCUCUCUACUACUGCACAAGUGAAAUAAAUCAGCUCGUGAUGGACGGGUGCGCGCAGAUGUGUAAAUGUUUCCUGAUCCUGUUUAACAUUCUGUUCGCUCUGGUGGGGUUCGGUCUGGUGGCUCUGGGAAUGUGGCUCCGGUUCGGCGCUGAAACCAGAGGAUUCUUCGACAUCGAUCUGAAAACCACACAGUUCAACAUCGGUGUGAUGGUGCUGGUGGUCACUGGGGUCCUGAUGCUGCUGGUGGCCAUCAUCGGUGAUUGUGGCGCGUGUAGCCACAGCAAAUCGGCUCUUAGUGUGUUUUCUGGCCUGCUGUUUGUUCUGAUCAUCAUUGAAAUCACAGCUGGUGUGAUGGCCUUCAUGUGGAGUGGACGGGUGGCAGACGAGUUGGUGAACUUCUACAACACCAUCUACGCUCAGUAUCUAAACACCAGGAGUCCCGGUCAAGCAGUCACACUCAAAUUAUUCCACAACGCUUUUGACUGCUGUGGCAUCGGUGGACCGAUUGAAGUGUUUGUGCGAGACACCUGUCCAGACGGCAACGUCCUGCAGAAGCUCACGUAUUCUAGCUGUCCCGGCGUGAUCAAGAACGUCUUCGCCUCGCACGCGCCGCUGGUGUUGGGAGGGUUUCUGGGGAUGGCAGGAAUCAUGACGCUGGCGCUGGUGUGCAGCUUUGUCCUCAGAAGACACGUCUCACCAUAUUAUGUGUCUCCUCGUUCAUACGUGCUCCUCACCUCCUCGCCGUCAGUUGUCUUUCCUCCUCCAGCUGACCAGCAGAUAUAACCGUCUGUGUAUCUGUAUCUCUCUCUGUAAGAGUCUGAAGACGUCUCACUACUCAUCUCCACCCAUCUACUGAAGGCCGUCUCAGCCUCACUCGUCUGUCUGAUGGAUGGAUAAAUGCUUUCAUUGGGCAAAGGUCAAGGGAAUCUCUCCUGUGUGAGUGUGUGUGUGUGUGUGUGUGUGUGUGUGUGUGUGUUAUCCAUCAUCUAAAACUGAACUGAAUGGCUUCAAAUUCCAACAAAUUCUUCAACCUAAACUGAGGCUGCAAACAGGAUACAGAAUUCUAAUUCAAGUCAAAUUAAAGUCAAAUGAAUUUCACAGAAAUCGAAACUGAUCUGCUGUAGUGUGUAAUGCUUCAUUGCAUUUAUCAGCAUGAAUCACUCAAAAACGGGCUGUUUAGACCUUUGAUUUUACCACAUUAAUGUUACAGAUCGUAGUGAAUCAACAAAGUCAUUUCUUCAGUUCUGAAUUCUGCACAACUUUGUUAUGCUGUACCUCACUGUUACAAUCUCAUCCUGAAUAUUCCAUUGUCUUGUUGUACAAUUAAAUACUAAAUGUUUGCUUUUUAUUGUAAUACAUUAAAGACACUUCCACAAA